This is a messenger RNA of Phymastichus coffea, 1214 nucleotides long. RefSeq names its product BRCA2-interacting transcriptional repressor EMSY. The transcript is spliced from 6 exons. Gene Ontology annotation, cellular component: nucleoplasm. The record is from RefSeq and is a predicted model, not a curated record. Lineage: Eukaryota; Metazoa; Arthropoda; Insecta; Hymenoptera; Eulophidae. Gene Ontology annotation, biological process: regulation of DNA-templated transcription. Bases 281 to 787 code for a protein of 168 amino acids.
AAGAAUCAUAUAUCAUGUAUAGCAUUAUAUUUACACUUCGAAAAAGAUAACCCUGUAAAUAACAAUUAUACUAGAUCUAUAAUUUUGCAAAAUGUAAAAGAUACGAAUACUGAAGUGAAUUAGUUUUAUGUAGUAUGGAUUACUUGUUAAUAAUGUACUAUACAAAUUAAGAUGGUUAAAAGUUCUUUAUGUUAUCGCGGUAUACGUAGUUUGACUCUGGAAAAAUAGAUGCCAAUUGUUGUCUAAUUAGAAUAAUUAAAUCGAAUUCACAAAUUCGGAAAUGUCGCGCGAUGACUGUAGAAAGUACUUGCGUUUUUUAGAACUUGAUGCAUAUGCAAAAAUGGUAUCAGUUUUAAGAGCUCAAGGUUCUUUGACUGACGAAAAGCAAAAACUACUGGAAGAAAUAGCAACUGUUCUACAUAUAUCCAAAGAUCGGCAUCAAGCAGAAAUAAGGAGAGCUGUAAAUGAUGAUAAACUGUCAUUGGUUGCAGAACAGUUGUUUGGCCCAAAUACUGAUUCAGAAUGGACUGUGGAAGGGCGUAGAAUAGUUCCUUUAUUUCCAAGACUGAAAGGUCGUACUGCAUUUACCACAUUUGCAAAUAGUAUAUCAUUGACUACUGCUAUGGCUAAUGAAAGGCAACCUCAUCUUGUAAAAAAGAAAGAAGUAAAAUAUAAGAAUGAAUCUCAUAGCCCAGUCAAAUAUGAUGAAAAAUCGUCAAACAGUGAUAGUAAAAAUAUAUUUACCACGAGAAAAAGAAAAAGAUCAUCACAAGAAUUUCAGGUAUGAAUAAUGGCAAAAAUUCUAAUGUAGAUACAAGUUCUAUUCAAAUAUAAAAGGGCCAUGUAAUUCAGAAAAACUUUGCUCUAUCUUACCAGUCUCAAAUCAGGGUUUUGCAAAUAAGCAGAAUACAGAACAUAAUCUAUUAGAUGAACGUCAUGGCCAUAGAUGUAAAGAAUAUAAAAUAUUUUAGUUAUUAAAUGAAGUAUGUGGAUACCUGUAAAAAAGUUUUGUAUUAUAUCAACACAUAACUUAAUUACCUGGAAUUUUCAUGUAUAAAGUAAAAUAUUUAUUACAAAAAUCAAAUGUUAAAUCUACUAUUUUGUAUUAUUUUGUAAAAAAAGGUAAAUUAAGGUUUAAAGAAUGAAAAAUUUAUUACUUACUUAUACAUAAUGUACAAAAUAAAUUUUUAUACAAAAUAAAUUUUUGCUUUUGA